Molecule: messenger RNA, 749 nt
Organism: Nymphaea colorata (pocket water lily)
Lineage: Eukaryota; Viridiplantae; Streptophyta; Magnoliopsida; Nymphaeales; Nymphaeaceae
Product: mavicyanin-like
Exons: 2
Coding region: 34-633 (199 amino acids)
Cellular component (GO): plasma membrane
Molecular function (GO): electron transfer activity
Source: RefSeq, a predicted model, not a curated record
UCUCUUCCGCUCUAGGACUGAAAUAGAGCAUUAAUGGCAGCUAUCAAGAUUAGCGUGGCAGUGGUCAUCAUGGCAGUGCUUAUUAACAUGGGGGAAUGUACCAAUCACACUGUGGGAGCUCCCACUGGCAACUGGGACAUGUCAACGAGCUUGCAGGCCUGGGCAUCAUUUCAAGCGUUUCACCCAGGAGACACUUUGAUUUUCCGGUAUGUAGCCAUCGUCCACGAUGUUGUGGAGGUGCCGAAGUCCGACUUCGACGCCUGCCAGGUGACCAACCCCCUCAGCUCACACAACGACGGCGAUACGGCCAUCCCUCUCACCACCAUCGGGAAGAGGUACUUCAUCUGCGGAGUGCCCGGCCACUGCAACCUCGGCAUGAAGGUCGAGAUCGAAACCGUCGCUCCCGGCACCCGGCAGCACCCCUUCGUCCUGUCACCGGCCACCCAGCCAGAAUUGCCGCCACCAGAUACGCCAUUCUCAGGUACCAACACGGGCAACCCUUCGGUGGUCACAGGCACUCUCGGCUCCUCGACGAACACUGCAUCACGGACGACUUCCAGCUCGUCGCCCAAUUUCGGGCCGCACCUCGGGUACUUGGUACUGGUGGCUCUGCUCCUGAUCACGUCCGUCUAGUGUCUCAUGAAUGGUCAGAUUCAAGUUGAGUUCUAUAUUGAAGUGAUGUGUUUGUGCUAUUUUCAUGGGCUUGUAUGUGAAAUUUUGUAAAUCGGCUGUGUGACAAAUUGCUUGUU